Messenger RNA from Cloeon dipterum, 1291 nucleotides. RefSeq names its product THO complex 6 (gene thoc6). Gene Ontology annotation, cellular component: transcription export complex; THO complex. Gene Ontology annotation, molecular function: protein binding. Bases 92 to 1084 code for a protein of 330 amino acids. Gene Ontology annotation, biological process: mRNA export from nucleus. The transcript has 5 exons. Lineage: Eukaryota; Metazoa; Arthropoda; Insecta; Ephemeroptera; Baetidae. The record is from RefSeq and is a predicted model, not a curated record.
GCUGCCUGUGCCUAAGGAGAGUAAAAGUUCUAACAAAGGCUCUCACGCUGCAUUUUUCUCCGCAAAACCGUGAAAGAAAUCAAGCUGCAAAAUGACAGAAAAGCAUAUUUACACAACCAUAUUGGCUCAAACAUUUUCGCCAUGCGGAAAUUUCCUGUUAGCGGCCAAUACCUACGGAGAGAUUGCAGUUUUCAACAUCCCGAAGAUCACUGCCCCAGCAGAAUUGCCCACGGAUCGCAACCAUCGAACGCCUACCUUUCGUUUCUGCCCCUGUCCUGACAACCAAAUCAGCAGUUUAGCGACCACAGAUGAUUUUCUCAUCAUUGGAACUGUUGGAGAAAUACUUGGGUAUGAUUGGGACUCUAUCCUGAAGCAGAAGAAGCCCGAUAUGGCGUGGUCCAUUCCUAUUCCUCCGUUGAAAGACAAUGUUGACAGACCUGACGUGAAUAGUUUGAGUCUGAAAGAAAAUCAAGAAACAGUUUAUGUUGGCUGUGGAGAUAACAAUGUCUACACAAUUGAUCUUGGAGAGGGAAAAUUAGUUCAAACCUUUGAGGGCCACGACGAUUACGUCCACAGCGUUUCCAAUUUCGGCGGCAAAAUCUUGUCAGCCAGCGAGGAUGGUUCUGCGAGAAUUUGGGACCCAAGGCGGAAAAAGGAAGUUCACACUGUUGUACCAUACAAGCGCGAUUCUCUAGCUCGACCUACUCUCGGGAAAUGGCUCGGAGCUGCCUCGUUCAACGACGAUUGGCUGGUGUGUGGGGGAGGCCCCUUCCUCUCUUUGUGGCAUCUGAGGUCAAUGACCCUCGCCGAGACCUUCACCUGCAUGGACGACCAAGGCAUUUACGUGGCCGACUUGCACGGAGACAGAAUUUUUGCCGGCGGUGCUUCCCAUCACCUGACCCACCUGAGCCUCACCGGUGGCGUCCUGGCCGAGGUUCCCCUCUCGGCCACGUGCUUGUACUCUCUCGCGUACCAAGAGUCUCCGCAAAAAGUGAUGUGCAUGGCAGGUUCGAGCCACAAGAUCGACUUUUGUACAAACUUCAACUACCGAGAUCAAGUGCUGUCUUUCAAUUGUGGCAAGUGAGCCUCAAACACCAAAUUAAAGCUAGGCUUCCACCACAGCUCUGUCGAAAAUGUAGCUUUUGUGCAGAAAAAGCGCUAUUAAACAGAUUUUGCUGCAAAAAUCCGAAAAAAACAUGUACCACAACUUUUGGUAUUAACACUAAUCCAAGUGAAUUAUUUUUCCAAGCCCCUUAAAUUAUGCAUAGCGAUUUAAAUAAAUUCUGGGUGC